AGCCCAAAGCAGGGGCUUCCGGAGGCAGCGGGCGGCGCCUGCUCGCCGGGUCCAGUGCGGCCGAGCAGCUCGGUGGGUGCAAACACAUGAAUCGUAGCUGCGGGCAGGAGGAAUAUCAGGUGCAUCUCUGCGCCCCGAGGGCUCAACUCCUACACUUAAAUCCCUCCCACUGGAACAGCCGGCUCCAGUUUCACCGGGCAGGCGUGCGAGCAGGUACUGCUUCCCGCGUGUCAGCCACAGCCACCGGCACCCAGACGGCCACGUCCCCGCGCUGCCUGCCUCCGUGCAGCUCCCGCCACCCGACGCAUGCGACUCUCCUCGGCAGACCCUCAGCACGCGGGGCCGGCGCCAAAGUGCUCAGAAAGGAAAGGGAAGACUGGGCUUAAAAGCCACCACAUCCGAGUCACAGAGGGGUCAGCAGCGAUCCCAGCACAGAGAAGAUCCGAGCCCGAAACACAAGGAGGGAAGAUGAGUCUCCUCAAGGAGCGGAAGCCAAAAAAGCCGCAUUACAUCCCCCGGCCUCCGGGAAAGCCCUUCAAGUACAAGUGCUUCCAGUGUCCCUUCACGUGCAACGAGAAGUCACACCUUUUCAACCACAUGAAGUACGGUCUCUGCAAAAACUCCAUCACGCUGGUAGCAGAGCAAGACCGAGGGCCCAAGUGUCCCAAAUCUAACUCAGCAGACCCCACGCCAGCCGCCCAGCCCGGCCCCGCAGCUCAGCCGGCCGCCUCCCAGUCUGGCGCGAGCGGACUCUCCGACCUGGACGCGAAGCUUCAGCACAGCUUCGCCAAGGAAGACGUCAAGGAAAACCUGGAGCUGCAGGCUCGGGGGCCCCACAGGGGCCCGGGACAGAAGCCAGCGCUCCGCAAGGACACGGCACCCCCGAGCCCAGCUCCAGAAGCCGCCCUCGGCACCCAGCCUGCCCUGGACGGCGUGGUCCGCCCGUCGGCCUUCGUGCCCGUGGGGGAGCACAGACUCAAGGGGCCAGAAAACACCGAGGCACCAGAACUGCUGGCAUUAACCAGCCCCACGGCCAAGGCCACGGCUUUCCACGCCAAGUCUGCGUUCCACGCACCUGGCUACCCCUGGAAAGCUGGCUCACCCUUCCUCCCUCCGGAGUUUCCACCCAAAAUCUCGUCGACGAAGGGGUUUGGGGCCCUUUCCACGUACAUGCACCCCACGAUCCCAGAGUACCCGCCUCACUUCUACACGGAGCACGGGCUGGCCACCAUCUACUCACCCUACCUGCUGGCUGGGAGCUCGCCCGAGUGUGACGCGCCCCUGCUGUCACUCUAUGGCGCCCAAGACCAAAGACACUUCCUGCCUCCCCCGGGGCCAACCCCUAAGCACUUGAACCCACCUCUGUCCACAUACGAGCACUACAGAUUUUUCCAGCAAUAUCACUCCAACCUGCCAAUUCCUUAUGGAUUUUACAGGCCGGAGUCUGCGUUCUCCUCCUACGGUCUCAGACUCCCGCCCGCCACGGGCAUCACACCAGAUCCAAGCUCCCACCCACCUGAUGAAUCCCCCCCAGUCUACCCAGCCUCAGGUCCCUCCAAGUUAAACCCUUCGAACUCCCACAAAAAACACACAGAGUUUGAAAAAGAAAGUCCAAUCCCUGAGGCCAAAGACCCUGCCAAGGCCGGGCAGAAGGACGCAGAGGGGGCCAAGAUGAGCCCCCGCGCGGGCAGCGCGGCCACGGGCUCCCCAGGCAGGCCGAGUCCCACCAACUUCACGCAGACGAGCCAGGCGUGCGAGGGCCUGUGCGACCUCUCCCACAAGGCAGCCCCCAGCGCCGCGGGGGGGCCCCCCCAGCCCGAGCAAAGCCUCACAGCCUUCAAGCCUGUCAAGAAAAGCGUGGAAUGCCCACGUGCUGUCCAGGCUCCCCCGCACAGAGCGGAGUCUCCAAAAAGCCUCGGCACUGCAGACGGAGAACCUCUCGCUCAGACAGGCAGCACCUCUCUCCUCGCCGAGGCCCCACCACCCAGCCCAGAGGACAGCUCCAGGACAGGCCCCCUCAACCUCUCCAAGAAAUCAGAGACAAAGCUGGCAGCCGCGCAGGGACCCGUGUACGCAGGCAGCUCCCUGGAGCUGCAGGACCUGCCCCUCAACCUCUCGGUGAGGGACCCCUGCAACGCCCGGCCUGCGAGGCCUGCCUUCCCCAGUCGACCACGAGGUGCAGAACCGGCCGCAACUGCUGCUCAAAAGACUGAAACAGAAAGUUCCGGAGAUGGAAACCACACUGAGACAAAGCAAGACAACCAGGAUGCUGAUGCGGCCCCGUCAACCAGCCCCCGCGGGAAGGCCCCGGAUGCACGUGCAGUGGACAGCAGCGAGGAGCAGAAGCAGACGGCGGCCGUGGCCCUGUGCCAGCUGGCAGCCUACAGCCCAGGGAACGUCCGGGUGGGCGACGGGGAGCCCACGGCACAGGAGGCCACCUGCCCGCAAGACUCGCCCACUCUCAGUUCCACGGAAACCCAGGAGGCUCCAUGUGACCUCAGACCCAAGGGACAAAAGAGGGCAAGCCAAAGGGACACAGGAAAAUCCCAGCAAGGAACUAAGAGAGCGAAGCCGAAUGACACUGCACGAGUGCUCACUCUGCGAAAAAGAACCCGGGUGUCCUAAGGCCAGGCACACCUGCCCCAGCCGUGGCACCUGGCCGAAGGGACUGCCUCCCUCUCCCGUCUGGCCGCUCUUUACAAACACAGUUUCCUCAAAAUACAAAAACAAGUUGCAAUUUGGUUUUUGUAAAUACUAAACACAAAUGUUAAAAGGUGCUUCUACUUCUGGUUGUACAAACAUCUGUGACUCAUAUACUCUUAGACUGAAGAAUUAGACUUUGGCUCUCAUUUUUGUAAAAUGUCAAAUGAGACGUGUGGAACCAGAAGGUGACUCUGAGGCGCAAGCCAUCUUACGGGAGAUCUUUUACAAAUACUUUUCUUACAAAUAUUUUAGCACUAGAAUAAAUUGUUUUAAUUGGUUUUCUAUUAGACUUAGCUGUACAUUUUGAAGGAAAUAACAAAUACUGAAAAAAAAAAUCAGUAAAAAACAUUUUCAAUACUAGCAUUAAAGAUGCUGUAUAUAAAAAAAAAGUUGUGACUUGUUAUGACUAAAUAAUACACAAACAUCAAGAGGCUAUUUAUACAAAUAAUUUAUUUCCAUUAGGGAAAAUGUAUUACUGGUAAAGGUAUUCUCAAUUGUUCUAUUUGCUUCUGACGUUACAGUGAAUUUUCCGGCUUAUUCAGUCUUGUUUUCCACUCCCAAAAAUGAUGUGUAUGUUGCCAAUUUUCUAACACUCAUGUGAACCUUAAAGAUACAUAAAAUGAAGACAAA
This is a messenger RNA of Lemur catta (Ring-tailed lemur), 3333 nucleotides long. RefSeq names its product zinc finger protein 750 (gene ZNF750). Gene Ontology annotation, molecular function: DNA-binding transcription activator activity, RNA polymerase II-specific; promoter-specific chromatin binding; RNA polymerase II cis-regulatory region sequence-specific DNA binding. Lineage: Eukaryota; Metazoa; Chordata; Mammalia; Primates; Lemuridae. The transcript has 3 exons. The coding region runs from base 307 to 2625 and encodes 772 amino acids. Gene Ontology annotation, biological process: epidermis development; positive regulation of transcription by RNA polymerase II. Gene Ontology annotation, cellular component: nucleus. The record is from RefSeq and is a predicted model, not a curated record.